AUGUUCACCGCAACUUAUCGCAAUCUCUCUUAUGUGCUCCUGUUAUACCUGAGCUUCACCACCUUCCUAUUCCAGACAGCAUCAUGUCUCGCCGUCCCCUCGUCUGAAGACUCUCCCAACGAUAACGCCAAGCGAGCUGAUGACUCUGGCGAUGUUUACCUGCUCGGUGUCGGCAAAGCUGACGUGACUGGUCCUGUCGUCGAGCUUAAUCUCAUGGGCUAUGCCGACCUCGGGCAGGUAGGAACAGGCUUGCGCCAACGUCUAUACUCCCGGGCUUUCAUCGUGGGCAAUCCAGAUGUACCCAAAGAGCGAUUUGUGUACUUCGUAUUGGAUACUCAGUCUGGUGACACUGCUGUUCGCAGAGGUAUCCUUGAGGGCAUCGCGGCUCUGGGAUCGGAGUAUUCCGUCUAUACGUCGGACAAUGUCGCUGUCACCGGAACGCAUUCGCACGCUGGACCAGCAGGUUGGAACAACUAUCUCAUGCCUCAGAUCUCCGCUCUCGGAUUCAAUCAGCAAGCGUAUCAGGCCAUCGUUGACGGCGCUGUUCUUUCGGUCAAGCGGGCGCAUGAAAGUCUUGUCAAGGGCCGUCUUAGCGUAGGCAAGAUUCGCAUCGAAGACGUCAACAUCAAUCGAAGUCUGUAUGCCUAUCAGGCUAAUCCAAAAUCGGAGCGGGACAAGUACCAGGAUGAGGUCGACAAGGAACUGACCAUGCUCAAGUUCACUCGCGACUCAGACAGCAAAGUGACUGGGGUGCUCACGUGGUUCUCGGUACAUGGCACGAGUCUUUACAUGAAUAACACUCUUGUUGCUGGUGAUAACAAGGGUGUCAGUGCCUAUCUGCUGGAGCAAGCUGUUCGUGGAACCAAUGGAGCUACCGAUGACUUCGUGGCUGGCUUCUCCCAAGCUGCUGUCGCUGACACUACGCCAAAUGUCGAAGGGGCUUGGUGUGAAGAUGGCUCAGGACAGCAGUGCGACUUUAAGGAUGCGACUUGCAAUGGCAAGAUCGACACUUGUCAUGGUCGAGGUCCUUUCUGGGGACUCAAUGACGGAGGCACCAAGUCAUGCUGGGAGAUUGGUCGUCGAGUCUUUAAGCAGGCCGACAAGCUAUAUGGUCAGAUGCAAGGUGGAGCCGGUGUUCCAGUUACGGGAAAGAGUGUUCUUGGGUACCACUCAUUCAAAAACUUCUCAGACUUUACCUUUCAACUUCCUAAUGGCACGUCGGCAAAGACAUGUGCAGCAGCCUUUGGAUACUCCUUCGCCGCUGGAACUACCGACGGUCCGGGAUAUUUCGACUUCAAGCAGGGUGACUCAGGUGAACCUGAUGCCAGUCCUUUCUGGGCUCUUGUAUCCAAGUUCUUGCGCGAUCCUACCAAGGAGCAGGUCGCAUGUCAGUCACCGAAGCCGAUUCUCAUCGACGCUGGUGAGAUUACACUACCUUAUGCUUGGGCUCCCAAUAUCGUCGAUAUCCAAAUGCUACGGGUCGGUAACUUCUUCAUCAUCGUCUCAGCACCUGAGCUGACGACCAUGUCUUCACGACGUUGGCGCAAGAGCAUCAGUGAUGAGAUCAAGGAUAGAGGUGGUGUUGGAAUUGAUCCCAUCGUUGUCGCUGGUGGACCUGGCAACACUUACGCUCAUUACUGUACUACACCCGAAGAAUAUGAUAUGCAGCGCUACGAAGGUGGCUCAACUGUCCAUGGCAGACAUAGUCUGGACGCUUACAUCAACCUUACUACGAGCUAUCUCGGAUACCUAUUACAGGAAAAGGGCGCCUCAAAGCCACCGACUGGUCCAGCUGCACCUGAUAACCGAAAGAACUCAAUUUCUCUCACCACAGGCGUCGUUUACGAUAACCCCAAGAUUGGCACCAAGUUUGGUGAUAUCAUCAACGACGUGAGCAAAUCAAAGUUUGCAGUCGGAGAUACUAUCAGCGCCACAUUCGUGGGAGCCAAUCCACGAAACAAUCUUCACUUGGAGGAUACUUAUGCAGCAGUUGAGAAGAAGGACGGAUCCAAGUGGGUUCAGGUUCGGACUGACGAGGACUGGGAUCUUGUCUUUGAGUGGAAAAGACUUGAUGGGUUGCUUGGGUCGAGUGAGGUUUCUAUCACUUGGGAGACUGGAUGGCAGGAUGCGAAGGACGUUGGUUCUGGCACGUAUCGGCUGAGCUAUUAUGGAGAUAGCAAGACUCCUAUCACAGGCAAGAUUAAUGCGUUUACAGGUAGGAGUACUGAGUUUACUAUUUCUUAA
This is a messenger RNA of Fusarium fujikuroi IMI 58289, 2244 nucleotides long. Its product is annotated as related to ceramidase. Lineage: Eukaryota; Fungi; Ascomycota; Sordariomycetes; Hypocreales; Nectriaceae. Gene Ontology annotation, biological process: sphingosine biosynthetic process; long-chain fatty acid biosynthetic process; ceramide catabolic process. Gene Ontology annotation, molecular function: N-acylsphingosine amidohydrolase activity. The record is from RefSeq and is a predicted model, not a curated record. Gene Ontology annotation, cellular component: extracellular region. The transcript has a single exon. Bases 1 to 2244 code for a protein of 747 amino acids.